This is a messenger RNA of Cutaneotrichosporon oleaginosum, 1167 nucleotides long. RefSeq lists its product as uncharacterized. The record is from RefSeq and is a predicted model, not a curated record. Lineage: Eukaryota; Fungi; Basidiomycota; Tremellomycetes; Trichosporonales; Trichosporonaceae.
CACUUUCAUCUCGCUGCCCAUCGCUGACGCUUCCGCACACUCAUUCUGACCCACGCUUGAUCUCUGACCCGCUGGCUCGACGCCGCCACAUCGCUCCUUCACCCCCUGUCACUCUCUCCAGAUCUUUGCACCCUUGCGCUCCCAUCUUCGUCCCUUCGCCCUCUCAUCCCCCUCGACCGCGACCAGCUUCCCCUGCCCGCAUCUCUCGCUUCCCCGUCCCUAUCUCCUAUCUCGCGUCCGCUCGCGCACGCCCAAUGCCAAGUCUCGACCCGAUCCAAGUCACAGUUGCUGGCAGCGCAGCGUGCCUCGGCGUGUACGUCAUCCUCACCGCGCUCGUCGUCUACAACUCGAAGAAGUGCGCGUACUGCGACCAGCGCCUCGUAGUGUGCAACUACCUGAUCGCGCUAUGUUCAUUCCGCCUCGUAAUCUUUGCACUCCGCAUAGCCACAGCAACAAUGGGGACGUGGGGGAUAGUGCCCUUCUGGAUCAGCUACGUCCUCAUGCCCGGUGCGACGUUCUGCCUGGCUGAGAGCGGCGCGCAGCUCGUCUUCGACUGGCACUGGCACGGCGUCGCGCCGGGCGACAUCCCGCGCUCGCAGCGUCUCGGCUGGGCCGUCCCGCGGCACCUGUUGCUCAGCGUCGCCCUCGUGCUGGGCAUGUUCAACAUCGUCACGCGCAACUACAUCCCGCUCGGCUACCUCGCCGCGGGCAUCUGGUGGUUUGCGGCGGCCGCGAUGGCCGUCGGCUCCGUGUGGAUCUGGGUGUGUCGGCGCCGGACCGACCCCGUCGGCGUCGGCGCGCUCCUCUUCGCGUGGGCCUUCACCAUCGCCCUGUCCGCGCAAGCAGUGUUCGUGCUCUUCCUCGCGCUGGGACGGUUCCGCCAACCCGCCGAGGCCCUCGCCGCCUUCCCGUUGCUCGAGCGUGGCGUUGUGACGCUCAACGUCGUCCCUGACCUCCUCGUUCUUCUGCCCGCUGUCUCGCUCGACAUGCGCGACCUCGACGCAUUACGCGGCUUCCGCUUUGCAUGGCACGAGACUUCGGGUGUGGCGGCAUGCGAGCCGCACGAGACACAUGAAAUGCGCCGCCGCCGCACCCCGCCGCCGCCGCCGGACGGCUACGAGCGGCGCCGAGAGGUAUGACGCAGUAUGUUGAUGCAGUUCGUUGGUC